Molecule: messenger RNA, 1236 nt
Organism: Brassica oleracea var. oleracea
Lineage: Eukaryota; Viridiplantae; Streptophyta; Magnoliopsida; Brassicales; Brassicaceae
Product: FBD-associated F-box protein At4g10400-like
Exons: 3
Coding region: 116-1168 (350 amino acids)
Source: RefSeq, a predicted model, not a curated record
ACAAGCAUUUUGUCGAAACGGUGGGAGUAUCUUUGCCCAAACUUAGGUAUGGUCAUAGACAUUGUUCUGUUCAGAACCUGAAUGCGAGAAGCUACAGUAUUUCCUUGACAGAAAUAUGCCAUUACAUAGAGCUCCGGUUAUCGAAAGCUUCCGUCUUAAAUUAACUAGCUCACGUUUUAAACCGGAGAAUAUCAAUUUGUGGGUUGCAAUAGCUGUUUCUCACUGCCUACGUGAGCUUGAGAUUUUAUACGAGUCUGAUCCUGAUAAGCCAAUCAUAUUGCUGAGUAGCUUGUUUACUUGCAAAUCGCUAGCGGUCUUGAAACUGGAUGGUGAUAUCCUCUUGGAUGUUCCUCGAAUGGUCUCUCUUCCCUCUCUCAAAACAUUGAAACUUGUAUCCGUGAGAUACUUCAGUGAAGAAACUCUUCUACGGCUUCUAUCUAGUAGCCCAAUUCUUGAAGAUCUAGUGGUUGAUUUACGUGAGAAUGACACUAUGGGAAAGUUGAUCGUUGCUGUCCCAUCUUUGCAGAGUUUGUCGCUCUAUAUACCCCGUGAUUAUGUUAUAGAUGGGAAUCUGAUAGACACUCCUUCUUUAAAGUAUUUCAAACUUAUGGAUCAUAAUUAUAAGAGCCACGACGGUUUGAUUGAGAACAUGCCUUACCUGAUCGAGGCUUAUGUGGAUUGUUGUCGCCCUGAUAUCAACAGUCUUAUUGGAUCAAUCACAUCUGUCAGGCGUCUUGCAAUAUGUUUAGAGACAAUGCUUGAUGAAGGUUUUGUCUUCAACCAGCUUGAACAUCUGGAGGUAUGUGUAUGCAAAGACCAUUCCCCUAAUCAACUUUUCAGGCUGCUCAAAGCUUCUUCUAACUUGCAAGGACUGCACCUUUUUUUCAUAGAGGAUGAUCAUAAUAAUAAUCCUCAUGGUAUGGAAGACUGGAAUCAACCAAGUACUGUUCCUGAUUGUAUGUUGUCUAGUCUGCAAAGUUUCAAAUGGUCGUUGUACACAGGAGAACCAAAAGAGAGAGAUAUUGUGGUUUACUUUCUGAAACAUGCCGUUCACUUAAAGACUGCAACAAUCAAGUCAUAUCAAUGGGAUGUUCCAAAAUUUGAGAUGUUAAAGGAGUUGUCACUUUCCUCGAGAGCUUCAACAGCAUGCCAACUCGUGUUCGACUGAGUCUUCGAUCUUUUAAAUUGGGUUUGUUCUUCGGUUUCUUGUAUUUGCUCGAGCUCAUACUCGUAUCG